Molecule: messenger RNA, 1531 nt
Organism: Panonychus citri (citrus red mite)
Lineage: Eukaryota; Metazoa; Arthropoda; Arachnida; Trombidiformes; Tetranychidae
Exons: 2
Coding region: 66-1394 (442 amino acids)
Source: RefSeq, a predicted model, not a curated record
UUAGAAUCUCAUCAAUUGAUUAUCAAUCAACAUCGAGUUGAUUAAGUUCGAUCAAAAAAGCAAUCAUGAAUUUGUUAUGUUUAACUUUUCUUUUCUCGUUAACUGUUGUUUACAGUUUACCUUAUCCUGGGAAUCAACAACGAGUCCGUACUCGCAUUGAGAGUAUUCGAGAUUUUGGCAUUUUCGAUGAGUUGGAUGGCUUUGACGAAGACCGACGACCAUUUGGUAGCUUUGAAGGUUUCAUUGACAACGAACAUGGAUUUGGAGGAAAACGUGAACGAUAUGGACGCAACGACGACGAUGAACGGCCAUAUGAUAGAUAUCAAAGCCUUGAUGGUUUCAGAAGUAAUCGACAUGAGCUCGAUGAUGAUGAUGAAGAGUUUAAUGGAAAAGAUGACCAAUAUGAACGUGAUGAAGACUAUCAACAACCUCAAGUACCUCUAAAUAACAUCAUUGUUGUUCUACCACAACAAUCAGCUUCAGCUUUAGCUCCAGCUCAAGGGUUUCUCCCUUUUUUCCAACCAAGACCACAAGCUCUUUCACCAUCAAGCUUAGCUGCUCCAUCUUUCACUUCACAUUUAGUAUCUACUGGCUUGAAUCCAACAUUUGUAGCCUCAGUUCCAGUGGUUUUCGAGCAAGCCCCAAUAUCAUCCGACUCAGUACCAGCACCUAAAAAACCAUCAAUUUUCGAAGACGGUCCAUAUUCUGUCGCUACCGCUCAUGUACCUAGUGAGUCCGAAGAAGAAUCUACAACAAUAGCCCCAGUAUCUUCCGAAAAACCAACAGUAUCUGAUUCAGCUAAAAGACCUUCAUUCUCGACCCCAACAAUCUCAGUUCCAGUAGCUAUUGACUCAGUACCAGCUCCUAAAAAACCAUCAAUUUUCGAUGAUGGUCCAUAUUCUGUCGCUACAGCUCAUGUACCUAGCGAGUCUGAAGUAACAUCAACAACACCAGCUCCAGUAGCUGUCGUUUCAGUCCAAGUAUCAAGCGAACCAUCAACAUCUACAAAACCAGCUUCAGUAGCUCCUGAAGAAGAACCAGUAGCGGUCGUUUCCGUCCAGGUACCCUCCGAUUCAGCACCAACAUCAACAACACCAGCUCCAUCAUCUUUGAUAUCAUCGGAGAUUCUCCCUCCAAGCUCCGAACCUAAACCCGAUCGCUUAGGACCUGGACCUCGACAUGAUCCUUUAGGACCUGGACCUCGGCCUCACCUUGGGCCUGGACCUGGACCUCGACAUGAUCCUUUAGGACCUGGACCUCGGCCUCAUCUUGGGCCUGGACCUGGACCUCGACAUGAUCCUUUAGGACCUGGACCUCGGCCUCAUCUUGGGCCUGGACCUGGACCUCGACACGAUCCUUUAGGACCUGGACCUAAACUUGGACCUCGACCUUGAGCUAAACUCGAUCACUCAGGAUUCGGAUCUCCAUCACCAAAUCUCUAAGCUCUUGAAUCUAAGUCAUUGUAUCAAAGAUUUUAUCUUAGAUGAAACUAAGAAUCUUGAAACUAUUAAAAAAUAAAUUUUAAUAUUCA